Molecule: messenger RNA, 28264 nt
Organism: Oryctolagus cuniculus (rabbit)
Lineage: Eukaryota; Metazoa; Chordata; Mammalia; Lagomorpha; Leporidae
Product: beta-galactosidase-1-like protein 3
Biological process (GO): carbohydrate metabolic process
Molecular function (GO): beta-galactosidase activity
Source: RefSeq, a predicted model, not a curated record
AAGAGGAGCAACCUGGACAGAAUCUGGCGCCCUGACCGGGACUAGAACCCAGGGUGCCGGCGCUGCAGGUGGAGGAUUAGCCUAGUGAGCUGGGGCACAGGCCUCCUCAUUGUCUUUUAAAGUAAUUUACACAUAAUAGCCAAUGGUAAAAUGACAAUUGGGGCUUAAAUUUACCUGUAGGAGAAGCAUCUCAGAUAUCAGCACACUGCUGAUCAUUUGAUGAAACUAUCCCUCUGUUUCCUAUAGACUUUUUCAGUUUAUUUCCUGUUCUACUCUCAUAUAUAUAUAUAUAUAUAUAUAGACAGGCAGAGUUAGACAGUGAGAGAGAGAGAGACUGAGAGAAAGGUCUUCCUUUUUCCGUUGGUUCACCGGGGCACCAGGUCCAAUGGAACUCCUCAGGGCCAGCCUGGGGAACUUGGGGCCAAGCGGGAUGAUGAAUGUCAGCAGCAAAGGAAUCACACCAGAGCCAGGAGAUCAGUCAACGCCCAGGGCGCAGCCGGGUUCUCAACUUUAUAGACACAGAAAGGGGGCUGUCCAGGGCACAAGGGAACUGAGCCAACCAGUGGAAAAGUAAGGCAGGACGCGAGCCGGGCACGCCCUCAAGGGCGUAUCACAGCCGAGAGGACACAUACUGUUCAUGAAUACGGAAGUCUCUUGUCAGGCUAGGUACCUCCCCCGGGGGCCAUAUUGGAUUGUUGGAAACGCUGAGUCACUGGGAUGUGGAAGUGCGACAAACUCGAGUAAAGGCUUAGCAGCCUUGUCAAGCGAAGGCUUAGCAACUUUGUUUCCUUUUCGGUCGGAGCCCCCCACAUCAAGUGGCCACUACGGCCAGUGCAUUGCAGCUGGCGCUCUGCGCCAAUCCGAAGCCAGGUGCCAGGUGCUCCUCCUGGUCUCCCAUGCGGGUGCAGGGCCCAAGGACCUGGGCCAUCUUCCACUGCCUUCCCGGGCCACAGCAGAGAGCUGGAGUGGAAGAGGAGCAACCAGGACAGAAUCCGGCUCCCCAACUGGGACUAGAACCCGGUGUGCCGGCGCCGCAGGCAGAGGACUAGCCUAUUGAGUCAUGGCGCUGGCCUACUCUCAUAUUUUCUUAAAGGAAAUUUCUUUUCUUUCCAUUUAGUCAAUCCAAAUUUAUUGCAAUGAGAGCUAUUUGCUGGAAUUUAUAUUAUAUAUAACUUACAUCCAAUGACUUGACACAAUCUAUGUAAUUUUUGUGUGGUAUAAAAUGCAGCCAUAUUGACCCAACAACAACCUGGAAUCUUUUAAAUUCUUUCCAGAGAGUCUGAUUUCCAUACUUUCAAUACUGCUACACAGGUUGGAGGGAUGCUUAGAAGAAAAGGAUAGGGGAUUUAAAUAUCUUUUAAUAGUAUCUUUUUCCUCCUGUCUUUUGGAAAUGUUAUACCCUUUGAGAGGCUUCACUGUGUCUAGAUAUACCUCAAAAUUGGGUGCUUUGUUUAGUGUUGUGAAGCCAACAAUGAAACCAAAGCUGAUCAUGAACAACAUAUCAUUGAUAAAUGGCCAAAGAAUGGAGAAGCAGUAUCCUAGCUCAUAAACCAGCUUCUCCAGCUGAGGGCCAAGGAGUCAUAAACAGAACACAGCAAGAAUGAGAAGAAAUUUGUUAAUAUGUGGAAGGAGUGUUCGCAGUUUUUCUGGGUGUAGGGAAGCUUCUUGGGCAAUCAGGUAGCCUAUGCCUUCUUGUCCUUUUGUGAUCUCAUCCAGUGAAUGCCAACUGUCAUGGUGCUGCUGGGAGUGUCACUUGACAUGGAAAUUAGAUGAUAAUAAAAUUUGAGAACUUCUAAAGGUGAUUCAAAUAAUUAUAAUGCAUCAGGCUGGUCCUGGCCUUUAGCCUGAUGAAUACUUGUUGAUUGCAAGGCAUCCUCUUCUGAAAGAGAAACAAGAUUGGUGUGAAAACUUAACUAUGCUGUGUGUCCAUUGCCCUAGGUAACAGAUAUAUUAAACCAGACUGAGGGUUGGAAUUAAGGGCUAGGCAGAAGAAAGUCUCAUCCAUCCUAAUCUUCAGCUUUUCUAGGAGCCAGUAAUCAGAGUCUGGCUGUAUCUGAUGUAGGCAGGGAAGUAACAAGGGGGCGUUGAGGACUGCACCACCCAAAUUCCACCCCUUCCUUGCAAAUCCAUUAUGGCUGAAGACUCAGCACACUACUCCUCAUCAGGCAUAUGAGCUUCAUACACAACUUGCAGCACGCACCAUGAGAAUGCUAGAUUCUAAUACGUGGUCUGCAGGUACACAUGCACCAGAAGCCAUGGCACUCCUAGAGAUCAUUCGGUGCACUUCAGUCCUGUGCCAAACUCUGUUUCCUUUGAAUAUUUAAUUAGGCACUGAUCUGGGCAGCCCCACUGUCCUAUCAAAGGAAGACUAUAAAUCUUGUAAAUUGCAGCACUCAUUUUCUCCUGAGAUUGCUCACACUCAUCUCUGAGUGUAUGUCUUCCUUUUGUUUUGGCUUCCCUACUUCCUUUUAUCUAGUUCUCCUCCUUGAGUUCUUUCACCUGUGGAGGCAAAGUGCCUAUGGUAAGUCUAGCAAGGGGUCUCUCUCUCUCCACCUGCAAUCCCCCGCCCCCCGGCAUGUUCUGUUCACUCACACUCUUCAUAGACUUGCCACUCAGUUCUGGCAUCUUGCUGGUUUGUGACAUUUUGCCUUUGCCUGGUUCCAUCUCAUGUUGGAAAUGAAGUGUGUGAUGAUCAUCACUUGUUUAUCUACUUACAUUCUCUCCUGGGUAUUUAUAACAUUUUUAUGAUUACCAAAAAAUGACUUUUUGGACCCCAAUCCUGGUGGUGGUUCCAUUGAAAUCCCUUUGGGGGAAUUUGAAAGGCAUAAACUCAAAGUCAGGGCUUGAGCAGUUGGGUGACUGGUGGUACUAAUAACAGAAUAUAAAGAAUGGUUGAGAAAAACAGGUGUAGAGGGGAAUGUUGAGUUCCCAAGGAGCAAGUCAAUGUUAUUUUACAAAAAAUUUAGAAGUUAUUUAUCAAAGAUUUACAUAAGUCAUAUGAACUGAAAGGCAUUUGGGCUAAUUUCUUUUUUUUUUUUAAGAUUUAUUUUAUUUAUUUGAAAGACAGAGUUACAGUGUGAGGUAGAGACAGAGAGAGAGGUCUUCCAUCCACUGGUUCACUCCCCAGAUGGCCGCAAUGGCCAGAGCUGUGCCGAUCUGAAGCCAGGAGCCAGGAGCUUCCACCGGUUCUCCCACGUGGGUGCAGUUGGGCUAAUUUCAUAGGUUUAAUUUAUAUGAGCCGGCGCCGUGGCUCAAUAGGCUAAUCCUCCACCUUGCGGCGCCGGCACACCGGGUUCUAGUCCCGGUUGGGGCGCCGGAUUCUGUCCCGGUUGCCCCUCUUCCAGGCCAGCUCUCUGCUAUGGCCAGGGAGUGCAGUGGAGGAUGGCCCAGGUGCUUGGGCCCUGCACCCCAUGGGAGACCAGGAAAAGCACCUGGCUCCUGGCUCCUGCCAGGAUCAGCGCGGUGCGCCGGCUGCAGCGGCGGCCAUUGGAGGGUGAACCAGCGGCAAAAGGAAGACCUUUCUCUCUCUGUCUCUCUCUCUCACUGUCCACUCUGCCUGUCAAAAAAAAAAAAAAAAAAAAAAAAAAAAUUUAUGUGAGUACUCGCUUAUCAGUCAAUUAAACAGAGCUCCUGAGGGAUUUCUUUUACUAUGGGACAAAAUAUUCAAUAUGCAUUAACAUAUAAGACAUACCUAGUAUAUAUUAUGAAACAAAAAACAAAAUAGUUUCUGUUACAGGCUGUUGCAUAUUUCUUGUGAUUCCUGUUCUGCACAUCAACUGUACCAAUAGGUUUACACUGGGUAAUUCACAGGGAAUUACAAUGAUUUCAGAAGAUCACUGGGAGCCUCUGGGAGACUCCAUUCUUUAAAAUUCAAAAAUGCAUAGCCUUCUCAUUCCACCACAAAUGCAUAUGGAGGAAAUGCAGUGUUCCAGUCUUUCCAUGGGUUUGUUGGAGAAGAACUGCCCCUCACAACUAGUUGUAACUGUUUCUAUAGAAUCCCCAAACCUGGGUCUGUUCAGCAGAUGCACAGAAAACCUAACACUGAUAUUUGGGGGUGGGGAGGAGUGGAUAGAUGUAGGUAUUUAUUGCAAAGUCUAGAGCAAGGAACUGGGUAGUUAUUGCUUAAUUCCAAGGUUUCCAAAGAAGUUAGGGGUGUAGGUGCUUACACAUUGAAAUUGGGGCUAAGAGCCAUAGGUUAAGCUCAUUUCUAAUUUCCUGGGUGGUCAGUAGUGCUCAUGGCCUUUCUUUGAAUGUUUAGUGAUGCCUUGCUCCUUGGUGAAUGUUUAUUAUGACCGAUCGGGCUUCAGAUAUUCUGUGUGUUACAUGUAAGUGGCAGUAACUUUACGCUCCAAACCUGGAAUUUACCUUCCUGGAUCUGGAAUUCCAUUGAACAAACCCCUCACGACAAUAUUGACCAUAAUGGUUUUAUCUAUUAGAGAAGUAAUUGAUUUCUUGAGUCUGGUGAAACGUUGGGCAAGCUGUAUCACUCCCUCAACUCAAUUCAGUGCAUUCCUUUUGAUAAAGAAUAGGCAGCUGAGAGGCUGCGUACUGCCUUUACAUUAUGGGUGUUCUCUCUUAAUCUCUUCUAUUUCUUUUAUUCCUCAACUCUGAAGAAAUAGGGACAUUGACUGCUAUUUAUGGGGGCAAAAUGUAGUUUUUCAGGAAUACGCGAAAGGAUGUUGUCAAGAAAGUUUUUAGUCCCAAGCUUAGCUGUGAAGAUCCUCUGCUUUGUGAUAGUUUGGCAGAGCCAAUUUCCACACAGCUAUAUCUUGUAGAUGAAUAAUUCUUCCACAGCAGCAAUAAAGAAAGAUACUAGCAUCCCUUUACCUAUAAAGAAAACCACAAGAAUUAGUGAUUUUUUUGCCAGAAAAUUGUACGUCCCAAACCAAGGGUAGAGACAUUAAGACAGUAUGGAAUUGGACAUAGCAUUAAUACGGGUGUGCAGCACUUUCACUUUAAGACAUGUUGAAUGUAAUUUGUCAGUGCCUUAAUGAACAAAAUCACAUUUUAUAAUGCUAGCUCCAGAACAAAUACAGAUAGCAAGUGAUCGUGCCAGUGAAAGACAUACAUUCUAUCUAUGAAGCAACUUUGGGAAAUCGUAGACUUUUUUUUCAUAUUCCUUGAAUCCAAUGGAGGGGCAAAAUAUAUCUUCCCUCUCUGUCCCAGGAAAAACGAAGGCCACCAAAAUUUCUCUUUUUCAUAUUUAGUGUGAGUGCUUUCUCUCUCUUUUUUUUUCAAAUAUUUAUUUAUUUGAAAGACAGAGUUACACAGAGAUAGAAGGAGAGGCAGAGAGAAAGAGAGGUCUUCCAUCCACUGGUUCACUCCCAGUUGGCUGCAAAGGCUGAGCUGGGCCAACCUGAAGCCAGGAGCCAGGAGCUUCUUCCAGGUCUCCCACAUGGGUGCAGGGGUCCAAGGACUCAGGCCAUAUCAGAGAGCUGGAUGGAAAGUGGAGCAGCUGGGUCUUGAACCGGUGCCAUAUGGGAUUCUGGCACUACAGAUGGUGGCUUAACCCACUAUGCCACAGUGCUGGCCCCACUUACUCUCUUAAUAUCCCUAAGGCCUAAAGCCUGGUGAGGGUUUUGAAUUCAGCCUUCAAGUCCAAGAUAUGGAUUGCAAUGCCAUUGCUACCAAAUAUUCCUGUAUAUCCAACCUUGUUUUUUUUUUUUUUUGCUUGUGAAGUUGUUCUCAUCCAUCAAUGUUUUAGAUUGCAGUCCUAAGGGGACAUUGGUCAGAUCCAGCCUGUGGGAUGCCUUGCUAAUAAUGUAUAAUGUAUAAUGUAUAGAUUUCCCAGAGGCACCUUGGGGAAAUGUGACUGAAUUAAAAGAUGAAACAGUUUUAGAGUAGCAAUUGAGUUAUCAAGUAAUAUGGCUCAUUAUCUGCUAAAUAUCCUUAAGUGAGCCGGUAACACCCAGUUUACAGCACACACACAUUGAGCUGCGUGCAUGUGGUAGGCUGCCCACAGUGAACUACUCUGUCUCCUGGAGUACAUCACAAGUAGGUAUUAUUGCCAGACAAAUCAGCCAACCCUGGGUGGCAGUGACCAGAUGUGACAGCAUCAGUCAUUUCAUUUUUCCCAAUUUUUGAAUCAUUAUACCCAGUCCUAAUCCUUGCUUCUCAGCACUUCACUGUGGGUGCUGUAUAUAGAUUUUAGCAUUAAGGUGAGAAUGCCAGUAUUGUGCCUAGUUGGCUGUUCUAUUUUGAAUUGUGGGCACUCUCUAGAGGAUAUAAUUCUAGCAGAGUCCUGAGACAGCUACUAUUAGACAAUCAUGCUUAAGAACCCCCUCUACUUCUUGUUGACAUCAAUGACUCCAUCUUGACUUUUAUUCACUCCUUGUGAUCAUGAUCUAUUUUCAAAAUUACAGCUGAUUGAUCGAUCAUGCUCUAUUUGUCCCUGAUUGCUUGGUUAAUUUGACUGCAUUGUUGAUCCAGUACCACAUUAGUAGAGAAGCAUUUGGUACCCAGGAGUCUGUCAAUAUCCUUUCAGUCACAUUGGAGAAACAAAGUGGUUUCAGAAGGACUGUUCCUUAGGCUAAAUUUACUGGGAGUCUAUUAUUAACCCUAGGUAGAUCUGUUCUGUAGAUAGAAGUCAUCAUCCCAAAGUGCCAAGCCAGCAUCAUCUUCUUGGGAGGUGUACUUCUGUAGGAUUCUCACAGGGCUCAAGAGAAAAUCAUAUAACAAAGCACAAAAUAUAACAAGUUAAUUUUUCCUUUAAAAAGCAAUGAGCAGAUUUACAAGCUAAUAAUAGACAUACUAUGAUUGACUAUUCACAUAAAUACAACAGGGAAGAUUGACUAAUCAGAGCCAGUAAACCCCCAAUGUUUAUAUGAUUAAAAACAAUGAAAAAUAGGACUGAUUAUUUUCAUUAAGUACAUACAUUGUCUCAGAUUUAGAAACUCUUAAAGUGAAAGAAAUAAAAGGCAGAGUUCACUUUUUAAAAAAUAUAGUGUCUAAUCUUUUGAAGUUUUAGGACAUACUAAAAAGAUUUUUCUCACAUCCUUUGGGGGAGUGGUCAGGGUCUCUGUUAUCUUCCUGAUAACAUGAGUUAAUAAAUUAUCCUAUUAAUCACUGAGGAAAAAUCAGGAAAUUAUCUUGUCUGGCAGUUAAGAACUAUCUUUCUGUAGCUGAUGUCAGCGCCUGCUGCUUGUAGUGAUUUAGAGUACUUUCUUUUUCUUUUUCUUUCUUUCUUUCUUUCUUUCUUUCUUUUUUUUUUUGACAGGCAGAGUUAGACAGUGAGAGAGAAAGAGACAGAGAGAAAGGUCUUCCUUCCAUUGGUUCACCCCCCAAAUGGCUGCUAUGGCCAGCACUAGGCCGAUCCAAAGCCAGGAGCCAGAUGCUUCCUCCUGGUCUCCCAUGCGGGUGCAGGGCCCAAGGACCUGAGCCAUCCUCCACUGCCUUCCCAGGCCACAGCAGAGAGCUGGACUGGAAGAGGAGCAACCGGGACAAAACCAGCGCUCCGACUGGGACUAGAACCUGGUGUGCCGGCGCCACAGACAGAAGAUUAACCUAGUGAGCCGUGGCACCGGCUAGAGUACUUUCUUGUUUCCUAUCUCUCUGCCUGUCUUUUCUUCUUCCUAACUCCUCACACUCUAACAGCUUGAGUGGGUCCAGUGUGCUGCUAUGAAAAGUUAGCAGUAGGGUGUGUGACAUCAAGUGUGACAGCCCCUUCCUAAAUGGCUCACUGAAAAUGGCUCACUUUUGUCACCAAAAGUCCAGUCCUUGUCAAUGGUGCCAAAAUAGAACAACAAAGAACAAGUUUGAUGAUAAAGAAAAUAUCAAGUUUAUUCUAUCAGUAGAAUGAGGAUUUAGUAGAUGAAUGUCUAAAAAACUACCAUCCUCCUGAGUUAUAACCUUCCAGGAAGUUUAAGGAGCUUAAAAAAGAUGCUGUGCUUGGGAGGACAUAACUAAUAACACAUUAAGAAUUAGAGAAAUGGGCAGAAAUAGGAGAAGAAGGAAAUAAACACUGAAACUCACUGUAGUUCCAAUAACAGCAAUUUUUAUAUUAAAUCUCUAACAUUAUUGUAGUUUCUUGAGACAUACUGAAAGAGAACUGAAAGUCUGAUCUUAACAUUGGCAGAACAGAACAGCACAUUCUGCAUGGACAAUUAGCUACAAAACAUCAUUUGGCAGGCAUCCGCAAGAGGAAAUGCAUUAUGUUCAGAGAUUCCAGUGUUUCAUUAACCAUAAUGACGUCUUUGUCCCCUGAAGUCUCUGACUAGUAAGGUUUAUUGUGCCCCUGGUCAAAUGCAUCCUAUUACACCCUGAAACAAAAAGACAGCAUGUUACAUUCCCAGGGGUGGAUGUGCACAUAAGUCCAGAUAAGAAACACCAGGAUACCUGUAGCUGGGCAAAAUGUGGGCAAUGCUGUUGUUGUGGUGUCCUUGGGAAUGACUGAGCAAACUGUGUUAGUAAAUUUAGGAAUGACUAGUGGGAAUAAUUCCUGUGGACUUCGAGGUGUGGAUACUUACCUUACUUGCCUGGUACUUGGCCCUGGAGUGAUAAUGCAUAGGAAACAUUGGCCCUGAGUGUGAGCCUGACGGGGGUGGUCUGUGUGGGCCUUGGGUUGGUUGAUUUGUGUGUGAAAUGUGCACUUGAUGUUGAGUCCUUUACUACUUCAAGGAUCUGGCCAGUAUUGCUAUGACAGUCUUCCCAGAGUCAGCAAGAGCCCAGAAGUCACAGCACCAGAAUUACAGAAAAUAAAUGGGAAUGAUCAAUAAAGGCAGCUUUUGUGUUCUGGGUCUACUAUUUGGGCUACUUUAAGAAAUUCUCAAAUGCCCCAAGACCCUCUGCACGUAUUUAUGAUAUUAAAAUUGGGAAUUUUUAUUCAAAAUAUUAACAAAUUGUAUUUCUUACUUCUCUGAUUUAUGGUGAAAAUUCAUGCCAAGUCACUGAUGUUGAAGUGCAGCCCCUAUCCUCAAAGCCUUUGAUGUAGACUUUAUCAGACCCCAGCAUCUCUUCCUCAGCUUGCAGCUCCUUGGUAUUUUCUUUGAUGGUUACAAACCACUGCUUUGUUACAGACUAACUCACUACAUUAAGGGAGUAGUACAAGGGUAAGACCUGGAGUCAUAAGAUUCCAAGUCCCCAAGGACUCAGGGAACAUCAAUAAUUAACGUUUCAAUGCUAGCUUUUAUCUGCUUUUAAAUUUUUUUUUAAAAAUUUAUUUAUGUAAAUGUAACAAAUUUCCUAUGUAAGUUUUUAAAAAAUAUUUAUUUAUUUAUUUGAAAGGUAGAAUCACAGAGAGACAGAGGCAGAGAGAAAGAGAGAGGUCUUCCAUCCACUGGUUCACACCCCAAGUGGCCACAAUGGCCAGAGCUGGGCCAAUCCAAAGCCAGGAGCCAGGAGCCUCUUCUGGAUCUCCCACGUGAGUGCAGGCGCCCAAACACUUGGACCAUCUUCUUCUGCUUUCCCAGAGAGCUGGAUUGGAAGUGGAGCAGACAGGACUUGAACUGGUACCCAUAUGGAAUGCCAGCACUGCAGGAGGCAGCUUUACCCACUAUGUCACAGCUCCGGACCCAUAUAUAAGUUUUAAGAGCAAAAUGAUACUUCCCAAUCUACCCCCUACUUCCCUUCCUCCUUCUUGUUAACUUUACUGGAAUUUGCUAGCAUUGAACAAAGUAGCAGCAAAUCAGCUAGCAGACAACCCAUCUUUGCUAUUUUAAAAGAAACACACCGAGGCUGGCAUCCUGGAGUAGCAGGUAAAGCCACUCCCUGUGAUGCCACCAUCCCAUAUGGGCACUUGUUACAUUUCUGGCUGCUCCACUUCCCAUCCAGCUCCCUGCUAAUGGCCUGGGAAAAGCAGGGGAAGAUGACUCAAGUGCUUGGGUCUCUGCCACCCAUGUGUUAGUGGCGGCCAUCUGGGGAGUGAACCAGCUGAUGGAAGAUUUAUAUUCUCUCUCUCUCUCUCUCUCUCUUUCUCUCUCUCUCUCUCUGUCUCCUCGUCACUCUUUCUGUAACUCUGGCUUUCAAAAUAAAUAAGUAAAUCUGAAACAAACAUCUCAAUGAAUCUACUCUCUUUGGUCAAGAAUGGGGAAGUGUCAGGUCUUGGACAAGGAUGCAGUGGUAACGUCUACCCUUCUCAGCUCCUUCUGCCUCACUCGUUGUUCUCCCUGAGCCCUGGAGCUCACACCAUCGCUGUCCUCAGAGACACAUGGGCAGACAGACAGUGCCAAUAGCCCAGCUGUAGCCCCUGCUGCCACACCCACAGCCCUGGAUGCAUGCAGCCUUCUCUAUUUCUCUCUUUCCCCCCAAAACUGUCUCCUCUUUCUCUCUCUGUAACUCUACCUUUCAAAUAAAUAAGUCUAAAACAUAAUAGAAACACACUGACUUCUUUCACUGACAAAUCACCCAAGGGCAAGAGCUUAUCUGGCACUGCUCAACUCCAUAUUUAUGAAGCUCUGCCUGUAAUCUCUGAAAAACCUCAGGAAUUGAGUGAUAGUUACAUGACUCCUCGCUAUUAUUUUCUUCCAGCAUGCCAAUAGCCAUAAUUACCUUGCUGGGCAAUGGACUAGAGGACUCAGUUUGGGAAAAUCCUAUUGAUAUGGGAUACACAAGGUGUCAUGAUGUUUCCUGGGAGUCUUUUGGUAGGUAUGGUUGACUCAUACAUUGGACAUCACACAGUAAAUGAAAUGAGGUUCACACAUACAGUAAGUAUAAGCAGCAAAGAUAUAUUAAUGCAACAAAGUAUACUUCACGAAGUGAAUGGGAGGGGACCAAGUAAGACAAUUUUAGUUUCAGUGAGGAAAAGAGGAAGUUCAGGGGGUUUUAAAGCAUUUUCCUGAAUUUUCCUCUUUCUUGCCUACUUUCUUGCUUGCCUCAGUUUCUCUGUCUUGCAGCUUUGGGCUUCUAAUUCCACCCCAUCUAUGGCCACUCAAUAGUCACUUUCCCAUGAUGCACCUGUGUCUCCUCCAACAUGAGGUUGUAAUAAUGAAUAACUGUAUGUUGAAUUCCACAGAGAUGCCAUAAAGACCUUCCCAGAGAUCAGCACACACACUGAGCCCUACCCAUACUCUAUCCCAUUUGUAUAGUCAAUUAAGGCACUGCCAAAUAAAGGGGACAGCCAAACCAGGAUGCAUGUGUUUUCUCCUCAUGGCAGGCGUCUCCUCAUGGGUCUGUUUAUAUUCAGUUUUGAAUGUGUACUCCCGUUGAAUAAGUCCCCCUCCAACUCUUGCACUCUAUCUAUGUCUCUGAAUUCUUAUCUCUUGGGGAGGCAAGAACCUGGAAUGAACACAGUUGGAGGCACUGUCUCCACUACACUGUAGCAGUGUCUUUUAGAUUCAGUGAAGGUGUAGGUUUAGAUUAUUUGCUGUCAUUUCCUUGAUGAGUUGGGACAUUUUCUGACAGGAUUAGGAGAAAUAUGCUACUUUUAUCCCAUCAUUUAAAUAACAGAAUUAUCAUUUAUUCCAUUUUAUUAAUCUUACUUUUGUACUUCCAUUUUUUCUUUUAGCAUUUAGAUUCAAUUCAACAUACCUUGGUUUCUAGAAUCUGUGAGGGCUGGGAGGGCAAAAGGUUUUUGAAUAAAAUUAUAGGAAAUUCUGAAUGUAGUUCAUUAAUUGAGUUGUCAACAGGGGAAAUGGGGUGAAGAUGUGUGGGAAUUUUUUGUAUUACUAUUUCAUAAUUUUUGUGUGGUAACAUUGAAAGUAUUCUGAAAUAAAAUGUUAAAGAAAGUCCAUUAUCAUGAGAUAAUUAUAUUAAGGAGAGUGGCAUGUGUUGUGGGGAACACUAUUAAUGUCUUCCAAGUCCACUGUCAUUCUCUGCAUUCCACUGAACUUUUGGACAGAUUAAAUGGGGCUAUUGUAAGGAUUCUGGUCACAUGGAUUAUACAGGCUCUCUCUAGUUCCUUAAUUAUGGCUGUCAUUUCUUUGAAGCCCCUUCAGCAAGCUCUAUUGCUGAUGGAGUAGUAACAGUUCAGGGCUCGAUUUAUCAUGCACCAAUAUACAUGGAAAUCUCUGGUAUUGGUGUCUAAAUUUUGUAUGGUAUACAACCCCAGAUGCAUUGAGGAUAUGUAUACCAGAAAUAUCCAAGGAGGCUUUUCUGAUUGGCAAAUACAAAACCACCAGUUCUACUCUAAGGGUUUGGCCACUAUAUCCAUCUGUUGCUCAUGUAUUUCCCCACAACUGAUUUGGAUUUUUGUAAAUUGGAAUAAUUCCAAACUGUAUCUACUACAGAAAACAGAGAUUGUUUAUCUGGGACCAGUGAAUAGUGUCACAUGUGGCCCAUUGCCACUUUCAAUGGUCUGCCCGAAGGGGAUACACUGGACACUGUCCUCAGCCAGGGACAUCAGAAGAAUCCACCCCAGUCCCUCACUCUAACAGUAGGAGCAUAAGGAGGACCUGAAUGCCCUUGAUCCUUUGAACUAUUUGUCCUUAGGAGGGACCUUACACAACGAAACACAAGAUCCUGCCAUAGCUGUUUCCAGAACAACCUCAUAUACCCUUUUCAAAUUUCUCACUUCGUUGUUUAUCCUACUUUUUAUUUUGACAGGCAGAGUGGACAGAGAGACAGAGAAACAGAGAGAAAGGUCUUCCUUUACUGUUGGUUCACCCUCCAAUGGCCACUGCGGCCAGUGCACCAUGCUGAUCCGAAGCCAGGAGCCAGGUGCUUCUCCUGGUCUCCCAUGCAGGUGCAGGGCCCAAGGACCUGGGCCAUCCUCCACUGCACUCCCAGGCCACAGCAGAGAGCUGGCCUGGAAGAGGGGCAACCGGGACAAAAUCUGGUGCCCCAACCGGGACUAGAACCCGGUGUACUGGCGCCGCAGGCAGAGGAUUAGCCUAUUGAGCCGCGGCACCGGCCUAUCCUACUUUUUAUUUGCACUGUGUCAUGGCUUCUCAGUCUCACCAAAGUCAGAAAUCAUUGAUGCCAGCAUCAGGCUGAGGCCAUUUACAAACUUAAUUCUAAUCAAGAUGCUGAGGCUAACUGGAUAAUGUGCUCUUUCAUUUCUACCAUAAAGAGUUCUUCAUGGGGGCCAUGAAAAUUGAGAAAUAGAUUUCAUGUCUCAUUCCAAAUUCUCCCCACAUCAAAUCUUGUACCUCUUCCUUAGAUGUCCAUCUUUAACGCCGGGAGGUAAAAUCACCCUUGUUUGGUCAAGUUAGGUAUCUGACAGCCUGAUCCCAGUCUGUCAGGCUGACUAGAAAGCGUCAGUUCUCCCUGAAUGCAAUAGCUUAUUCAGGGUGGGCUGAGUAGUGCACGACUCUGAUUUUGACAUCUCUGUGGUAUCUAGCAUGCUUCCAUCACAUGUAGUGUCCUCCAGCUGCAGUAACCAUGCAGAGAUGCUAACCCUGCCUUUUUGUUUAAAGUGGCUACUCUGAUCUAAAUUCCCUCCUAGUAAUCUUUUGGCUUCUCAGAGUAUCUUCUCAAUCAUUAGGUGAUGUGGUAGCCUACAUCUUGGUUUAAAUAAGAGGCUCAUCUGCUAAACCAGGUAGUUUCUCAAUCGUCCUUCUCCACUCUCUGUGAGACUAAAGUUCCUUUCUCAUAGAAGUCACAUUCUUGUGGAUUCCACCAUGCGGGGCACCAGUGUCCUCCAGCUAUUACAGUCCAGGCAUGGAAAUGGGAAAUACAAUUUUCUUACACCUACACAGCCCAACAGACCAUAACAUCUAAAUUUCCCUUCUGUUUUUGGAUUUUAUGCAUCACUAGGACAGAAUUGACAGGGCAUGCUUGUCCUUGUGCUCAGUGCCACUUGCAUAUUCUGCAGCUUUCCACCAGCUUGAAGCACCCAAUCUAUGCUCUUCCUUAGGGCAGGUAGCAAUGGAACUGCCACAGCGCAACAGCAGCUGUGCUGCCCUUCUGUUUUCCUUCCCCAUGGAUCCUGGCUUCUGUAAUGAACUCUAACAGACUUCUUGCUGUUUUCCAGGUGUCCCUAAAUUAUGUACCAAAUCCCCCUACGCUGAGGUUUGCAGAUCAACCUAAGCACACACUCCAUGUGCUUUCCCCCAUCAUAUUCUUUUGCAGAUACAUUUUAAGACUUUGUCUCCUGACUUCUCGGUUGUCUGAGUGUUUCUGGGAUAUAUAAUUGUCUCCAAACUGAGAAGGAACACUGAUACCAAAGGAGAAAUCCCCAUACAAGUGUUGUCUUUGGGCAGCUUACCGAUGGCAUUCCAGUCUAAGAUGAUAGACAUUCUAGUUAGAAGCUGAGGUUAUGCAGGAAAAAGGUUUUAUACACUUUACUGAUUCAAUAGAAUGAUGGACAGGCGGUUGAUUUACAACAGUCCUUCAUGUAUGAUCCAGGAGACAGCACUUCAUGCAUCCGGGUUAUCUUCCUGACCUUUUCAGGAAGACUUGUGGUAGCAGUCAAGUUUCAUGUACUGAAAUAACAGUGGGGAGAAAAAAGAAUGUGGGCUGAAAGGGUAUUUCAAAAUCUGAAAAUCAGUGGCUAUCCAGUCACAUACUUCCCCAAGAGGACAGACAAAAAUAUGUUCACUCAAAUCUACUUAAAUGUUCAAAGCAGCAUUAUGCUAGGAAAAAGUAGAAAGAAACCAAGUGUGCAUUAGCUGACAAAAGGAUAAUAGAAAGUGGCAUAUCCUCACAAUGGACUAUUAUGUGGCUAUAAGAAGGACUGGAGCAUGGAUACAUGCUUCAGUAAGAGUGACCUUGGAAAAUAUGAUGCUCCGUGAAGAAGAUAGUCACACACCCCCAACAUUGUGCAAUUUCAUUCUUGUGAAAAAUUCCAAAUAGUGAAAUCUAUACAACCAGAAAGCAAACUUGGUUACCAGGGACUGUAAGGAUGAUGAAAGGACCAGUGGCCACCAAUGGCAAACGGAUUCAUCCAGGGGAUGAAAAUGCCCUGAAAUUAACUGCUGAUGUUUGUACAAUCUUGUGACUAUACCAAAUACCACUGAACUUUACACCUUGAAGGGGUGAAUUUUAUGGAGUUGAAUUUUAAUCCAGUAUUUAAAAGACAGUGAAUGAAAAUUCUUUACAUUUAAAAAAGAUUUAAGCAUAUAUUUGAGAGUUAGAGCUAUAGAUACAUAACACACACCCACAGAGAGAGAGAGAGAGAGAAAUAGAGAGAGGGAGGGAGGGAGAAAGAGAGAAAAAGAGAGAUCUUACAUCCAUUAGCUCAGUCCCCAAAUGGCAGCAAUGGCUAUAGUUGAGCCAGACCAAAGCCAAGAGUCAGGAGUUCCAUCCUGGUUUCCUACAUGUGUGCAGGGCUCACGUCUUCCGCUGUUUUUCUCAGACGAUUAGCUGGGAGCUGGAUUCGAAGUGGAGCAACCAGGAUACAAACCAGCUUUGGUGGUCAGGGCUAUUUGGAGUAAAGCAGCAGAUGGAAGAUCUCUCUCCUCCCCCUUCCUCCUUCUCUCUCUUUUUGUAACUCUGCCUUUCAAAUAAGUAAAAUCAAUCUUGGGCUGGCGCCACGGCUCAAUAGGCUAAUCUUCCACCUGCGGCGCCGGCACUCCGGGUUCUAGUCCCGGUUGGGGUGCUGGAUUCUGUCCCGGUUGCCCCUCUUCCAGGCCAGCUUUCUGCUGUGGCCUGGGAGUGCGGUGGAGGAUGGCCCAAGUACUUGGGCCCUGCACCCCAUGGGAGACCAGGAGAAGUACCUGGCUCCUGGCUUCAGAUCAGCAUGGUGCACCGGCCGCAGUGGCCAUUGGAGGGUGAACCAACGGCAAAGGAAGACCUUUCUCCCUGUCUCUCUCUCUCACUGUCCACUCUGCCUGUCAAAAAAAAUCAACCUUAAAAAAAUUGUUCAUAUUUGCAGCUGCAUGAUUAUCUAUGUAGAUAAGACCAAGAAACACAUAAACUUCUAGAGUUAAUAUGUGAGUUCACCAAGGUCACAGAGUACAAAAUCAACAUAGAAAACCUAAUCCUAUUCUAUAGAUGAAAAACAAGCAUGUCCAAAUAGGAACUAAAUAUCUAAUACCAUUUCAUAUUGCUCAAAAGAAAAUGAAAUACAUAGUUUAAAAACAUAACAAAGCAUGAACAGAAUCUGUAUGUUCAAAAAUCAAGAAUUCUGAAGCAAGAAUUAAAAGAAGAUGUAAAUAAAUCAAGAGUCAGAUCAUGUUCAUGGAUUAGAAGAUGUCACUUCUUUACAUUUGAUCUGUAUGUCUAAUGCAACUCCCAUAAAAAUUACAGUGUGGUUUUCGGUAGAUUUAGACAAGUUUAUUCUACAUUUUCUAUGGAAAGGCACAACUCAUAGGGCAGUUUUUUUUUUUUUUUAAUUUUGACAAAGAAGAAUUAUGCCAUAUGUCUAAAAAGCCAACCUUGAGAAAGUCAUAAUAGUGCAUUGCUUACAAUCUAAGAAUGAGGACAAGGUAGAUAAUCUACAACACUUUCAAGGAGCUUGUGGUUCAAGAAGGAAACAGGAGAACAUUAUACCACAAUAUUCUCUGAGGACUCAUUCCAGAUUUACGUUUUCUUGUUUCAAGUUGGAAAGGAAUUGGAAAGGUGUCCAGGAGAUCAUCAAAAGGUUUCUCUUUUGGGCACAGGAACUGAAAUACAUAAUUUGAAACUGGAUCCAUCACUUGUCCAUUAAAAUCUCUGAUUCUCCCUGCUCUUAUCUCAAUCAAUGCCAGCAGCAAGUUACUUAGUCUGAACACAGCGGUCAUCCCAGAGUGUUUUCUCUGGGCUACAGACCCCAUGGGAUUAUCAAGUGCUACCACUUUCACCCCACUAGACUUUGAAUCACAACCUGCUCUUAUUUCCACCACAGUUUCCACAACAAACACCCUCAUUCAGGAAUCUCCAGGUCUAUGGGAUGACGUGUUUGUCUCCCAUUUAGAUUCAACCUCCCAUCAAGUCAUCUGUAUGAAACUACAACCAGAAUUACUUUCUGCUUGAUAUCAUUUAAUGGUCUCACCCACCUCCCCAUUGAUUUUUGGAAAGAGAGUGAGUUACUUGGCACUGCGCCCACAGCAAUGGCCACCUAUGAUCUGCCUCCUGCCAGGCUCCUGCUACUUCACACCUCCAGACUUCCAAAGUAUUUCCAUGCACGUUCCAUGCUGUGUAGACAUUUUCAAGCUAAUCCGAAGACAAUUCUCACUCUUGUCAAGACUCAAUUCGGGAAAACUGCCAUACUCCUGAGCAGCCUGUGUCCCCCUCCUGUACCCUCAGUGUUCUCUGUUGAACUUUAAUGUAGCAUUAACAAACCCAUUGAAUCUGUUUAAUUGUGUGCACAGCUGACAAUUAUUUCUAGUCAGAAAUGCUGUAUCUGGACAUAAUGGGCACUGGGUUAAGGUGCAGAACCUGAGGCAUCAGGACUUCUUGCUCUCAGGUACACUGCAGCUGGGUCCUCCGCUUCUUCUCCUCCCACUGAUUUGUGAGUUCUGAGCCAGCUGGCAAUGCACAGUCAUUUCAGGAGAUCCAAGGACCAGAUGAUAAGGCAAGGAAGAACUGUCUCCUUUCCCAGAACUCAAGGGCACUUGCACUGUGUCUGGUAGUGCUCUGGCUUAUUAGAGCUCUGGACAGCUCUGGGACUGGAGCACUACAACCUUUCCGCGGCACCACAGGAGGCUUCUGGACUCAAGGCGCUGGGCUGUGGAGGCUGCGGCCAGGCUGGGACGCUGCAGCGGCAGACCCAGGACACUGGUGCUGGCUGCUGUGUGAGGAUUUCCCCCUGGUUAUCCCUGCAUAGCACAGAAGUGAGUCGCCAAGGCCAUGUGGACUCCAGGACCCAGAGCUGCGUUUGGGGCUGCUGAAAGGGGCUGGAGCAGCGCACGCCGUGGGGUCCUCAGUCUCAGCAUCAUGGGCUUUCGGCACUUCCUCAGCCGCUGCCUCUCCUGGAGCAGGAUCCUGGCCAUCUUUUUCCUGCCAUUUAUCUCAUCAGGUCUUGCUUCUCCCUCGAAGCUGAGAGAGACCGUUCCGUCCCAAACAGCACAUCCGCCGGAGCCCAGGUACAAUUGGUCUCAUUUGACCCCUCUCGAGCUGAAGAACCGAUCUGUGGGACUUGGCACUGGGAGCACAGUGACGGGUCAUGCACACUUCACUCUGAAUGGUCACAAGUUCCGGAUCUUCGGGGGCUCCAUCCACUACUUCCGGGUGCCCAGGGAGUACUGGAGGGACCGCUUGCUGAAGCUGAAGGCCUGUGGCCUCAACACUGUCACCACGUACAUUCCCUGGAACCUCCAUGAGCCAGAAAGAGGCAAAUUUGAAUUUUCUGGGAACCUGGACCUGGAGGCCUUUGUGCUGAUGGCUUGGGAGAUGGGGCUGUGGGUGAUUCUGCGUCCAGGCCCCUACAUCUGUGCUGAGAUCGACCUUGGUGGCUUGCCCAGCUGGCUACUGCAGGACUACAAGUCUCGAAUGAGGACGACAGACAAAGGCUUUGUUGAAGCAGUGGACAGGUAUUUUGAUCAUCUGGUUCCCAGAAUGGCUCCUCUCCAGUACCGCCAGGGAGGUCCUGUCAUUGCAUUCCAAGUGGAGAAUGAAUAUGGUGCAUUUAAUAUGGACAAACACUACAUGCCUUAUCUCCAAGAGGCUCUGUUGAAAAGAGGGGUUGUGGAGCUGCUUUUGACCUCUGAUGUACCGACUGAGCUGCCAAAAGGCUACAUCAAAGGAGUACUGGCGACCAUCAAUAUGAGAAAAUAUUUUAAGGAUAUUCCUAAACGGCUGUAUAGAGUGCAGGGAAAUAAGCCCAUUCUGAUUAUGGAAUAUUGGAUUGGCUGGUUUGACUGCUGGGGUUUAGGGCCACACCAAUUUACAAACGUACGUGAUGUUGAACGUACUGUGUCUCAGUUUAUCAAAUAUAACAUAUCCUUCAAUGCAUACAUGUUCCACGGUGGGACCAACUUCGGUUUCAUGAACGGGGCUGUACUUAAUGGGAUACACAGGAGUGUUGUCACCAGCUAUGACUAUGAUGCUGCGCUGACAGAGGCCGGCGAUUACACAGAAAAGUAUUUCAUACUUCGAAAAAUCCUUGGAUCCAUCUCAGAAAUUCCCCUGCCGCCGCUACCUGACCCUACUCCUAAAUCCGUGUAUCCUGAUGUGAGUCUGUUCCACUACUUGCCACUGUGGGAAGUCCUACAGUACCUACAUGCACCAGUGAAGAUGAGUGUUCCAGUCAGCAUGGAAAAUCUUCCUAUAAACAAUGGAAGUGGACAGUCCUUUGGACUCAUUCUUUAUGAGACUCCCAUCUGCUCUGGAGGCUGUCUCCAUGCUCAUGCUGAAGAUAUGGCCCAGGUGUUUCUAAAUGACUCAGUGUUAGGAAUCUUAAAUGAGAACAUUCGGAAUGUGCACAUUCCUGCAUUCAAGGGCUGCCAACCUCUGAGGAUCCUCGUGGAGAACCAAGGACGAUUGGUUUUUAGACAAAAAAUGCUUUAUGAGCGCAAAGGGUUAACUGACUCCGUUAGCCUCAAUAAGGUGACCCUGAAGGGCUAUACCAUCUACUCCCUGGACAUGAAAAUGGACUUCUUUGACAGGCUGCGCUCUGCCACCUGGAGGCCCAUCACAGGGAGUUAUGAGGGCCCUGCCUUCUACAGGGGAACCUUGAGAGCUGGCCCUUCUCCCAAAGACACCUUCCUGAGCCUACCGGACUGGAAUUACGGAUUUGUAUUCAUCAACGGCAGGAAUCUUGGGAGAUACUGGAGUAUUGGGCCUCAGAAAACACUUUAUCUUCCUGGGGUCUGGCUUCACCCAGAAGACAAUGAGAUCAUUGUGUUUGAGAAAAUUAUGAAUGGUUUAUUCAUCCGGUUUACUGAUGAGCCCAAGCUGUAAGACUACGUUUUAAAACAUUUUUGUGGUGCCGGCUCUGUGAUGUCACAGGUUAAUCCUCUGCCUGCAGCGCUGGCAUCUCAUAUGAGAGCCAGUUUGAGUCCUGGCUGCUCUUUGUUCAGUUCAGCUCCCUUCCAAUGGCCUGGGAAAGCAGUGAGAGAUGGCUCAGGGGUUGGGCCCCUGCCUCCACAUGGGAGACCCAGAAGAUUCUGGUUCCUGGCUUCAGAUCAGCCCAGCUGCAUCUAUUGCUAUUGCGACCAUCUGUGGAAUGAACCAGUGGAUGGAAGAUCUCUGUCUCUCUCUCUCUCCAUCUGUAAUUCUGCAUAUCAAAUAAAUAAAUAAAUCUUUAAUAAAGCUGUUUCUUGCAUUGUUGAACUUCAACUAUCAGAACUUUUUCAGAAAGAAGUUUAAUCUAAGAAUAUCCAAAACAGCAUUGUAUAUGAUAUCAAAAAUGUGAAAGUAACUUUAAAAUGGUAUUUUAGGUGUAUUUCAUGUUGCUUCUUCUAAUUUUAGGUUUUAGUUUUUAAAACAUCUUCAAAAUCUUCCCUGAUUGAUUUAUCAAGUUAACCACUUAUUGUUUAGCAUGUGCUUAUUCUCUAAUGCAAUGUGCCUUUACGUAGAUAUGAAUAAAAUUAGACUGUAAACUGGGAAAAUGGUAAGGGUCUCUCAAAUAUUUGAGACUAAAGAUACUUUCCUUAGAGUGCCAGAGAAUAGAUUACAUUUCCUGAAUGGAAAAUGUCAGGCUAUAUAUAUAUGUGUGUGUGUGUGUGUGUGUGCGCGCACGUGCGUGUGCGUGUGUGUGUAGGAGCAAGGGAAGUCAAGGGGCAAUGGACAAUGUCCUUAGGCAUCUCCCUGAACUGUAUGUAAAGUGCCUGAUGAGUCAAACCCAGUCAGAGAAGAAAGAAAUUUAGUUGUUUCAGGCAUAACAAGGACUAACAUGGGAACUUCUGUGACUUUGACUCCUUGGCUAUCAGGGUAUACUCAAGGAGUCAAGGCUAUUACUUAUAGUUGGCAGAUAUUCAUGAUAUUAGCCAACUUGUUUCCAUAAACCAUUCUCAAGUGGCACAAUUAGAGGCCAAUUAUAUAAACAAAACAGAUGGCUGAUAUAUUCAAAUUGUUGGAUGAUAAAGUCUUGUCAUCUUAUUACAUAUGUGUCCUGGAGGCUUCAAGUAAUUUAGUAAACACUUCAAUGAAAAGGGAAGAAGGAGCCUCCUAUUUGGAAUGAAGACAAAAGAGUCAUAUUAUGCUCUCUCCCGUCGGAGCUGGAUGAGUUUGUCACUGAGUGAGAAUCCUGUCAUGUAGCCAUUCAGUUCUUUCUUUGUUCCCCAUGGCUAUGGCCUCUAACUUAGGAGUUCUUGGAAACUCUAAUGUAAGAAAGGAAAAUAGAACUUGCAGAGCUGUUGAUGAAGACUGAGUUAGAGUUCAGAUACAACAUUUGAGUCAUUUGCAUUCCCUGAGAAGACCUGGCACAUCCAAGUUCUUUGCAUCUUGACAAGCCCUUGCUUUAUAGAGCCCUGCAUGUUAGUGGAUGCAAACUGCUGUAUCUUUGUAGUUUUGAUCUGCAUUCCCUUAAAUGUCAUUGCUUAUUCACAUACUUUAAGGAUGUAACAAUGAAGCAAUAUAACUGGAUGUUGAUAUCACAUAAAUAGUCUGAAAAAUAAUGUGCUCACAUCUUUUAUUUCCACGGAAGAAGGCCAUGUCUUUCAGCAGGUGUCAUGGAAAGUAUCUUGUCCUCUGAAGGCAGAACAAUGCAUUUACUCUCAUCAGAUUGAAGAAAAUGAAAAAUACUUGCUUAUAUAGCUUCUAUGUUAUUGUUAUUAUUGUCUGAAAUUAUGUUGUUAAGACUUUUGAAUAAGAUUUUUUAAAAAUAAGAUAUAUGGAUUCUCAUUCAAAGUCUCUUGAUAUAUCAAGUAAAGGGAGAAAAUAGUCUCAAAACACAUUUUAUAUCAUGGAUUUGUUUUAUUUUUUUUGAGCAAUACUAUAUUUUUAAAGAAGAUUUUAUUCAUCUGUUUGAAAGCCAAAAUUACAGAGAAAGAGGGAGAGGCCAAGUGGUUUUCCAUCCACUGGUUCACUCCCCAGAUGGCUGCAAUGACUGGGGCUGAGUCAGGCUGAAACCAGGAACCAGGAGCUUCAUCUGGGUCUUCCUGUGGUUGGUAGGGCCCAAGCUCCUGGGCCAUUUUACACUGAAUUCUCCAGGCCAUUAGCAGGGAAGUAGACUGAAGAAGAGCAGCCUCAACAUGAAUCAGUGCCCAUACGGAAUACUGGAAUCACAGGCUAUGGCUUAAUUUCCUAUGCCACAAGGCUGUCCUCUGAAAAUUUUUUUUAUAAUAUUCUGAAAUUACUUUCAAAAUAAGGAGCUGAAGGUCUUGAAUGAAACAUACAAUAUAUGCAAUUCUCUAGUCACUUUUGGCAUAGCCAAAAUGUUUGUUGUCAAUUGUAAUAGCAUGAUACUGUUGUAUAAGAACAGGCCACCAAAGGUGGAUGGUGCCAUAAAACAGAAGAAAGAGAGUACAUCCAGAUUACAUAGAGGAUAAUUUAUUUGAGGGAGGACAGAUUGUAAACAAUAGCAUGAUAGAAGGUGACCAUAAGACAGACAUGUGUCCAGGUUAAGAGCCAGGAAAAAAAAAGUUUAUAAAAUACUUGCCCUUUAGUUGGCUGGAUUGAACAUGGACAUUUCAAGAAAUAUUACCAAUAAUAGAAGAUAUUUCAGUUUUCAGAGAAGAGACAAUGCAGUUAUCAGACAGGAGUAGAAGGCUAUCUUAAUAAUGUUGUUUAUCCACUGGGCUUGGGAUAUCCCUCAUGUUUACUUGAAGAAUAAUAUGGCAGUUCCUUCAAAAAAGGCCACAAUCCUGUCAGACUGAAUUCUCACAUUCCAUAUCCUUGCAGCUGCUCUUAAAAUCCGAUGUUCUCCCUGCCCAUGAUAUUGUCUGAGAUCGUAUGUGGUCUUUAACAUGUUGAAAUGUCAUCAGACGGUUUUUCUGACUUACAGAUAGAGCUCAUAGCAGCAAUAGAAGUGCAAGCUUGAAGACUCAAAAGAUGAUUAUACAGAUGACAAAACACGUAAGCUUCAUAACUUUGUGCACGAAGGUGAUUCCACUUUAGCAAAGACUUACUUCAAAAGAGUCCAAAUGAAAGAUCGGGAAAAACCUCUUUAGGAAAACCUAUGUAUGAAAAAAUUAAUGUUUAUUAGUUACUAAAAAUGGCAAAUCUGCACUGUCCAACAAGACAAUACUGGUAACAUGCUGCUUAUUCCUGCUAAGCCACACUGUCAGAGAUGGAUAAGGCAAAGACACGGAGGACAGGCUUCCGUGAACAUGUCCAUGUUUAUUCACAAGUAUAUGCAUAAUAAAGGAGCAAUAAAACAGGUGUAACCAAUUCUGGGGAACACUGACCGUAGAGCAGAACGGACACUGGAGCCAAUAUGACUAUCCAAUCAGCUUGAGUGUCACAUAGCUUCCCAGGUGUGCUUAAUGAGCCUGGGUUGCAUCCCGGAGUUCUUUACCUGAUUAGCAGAAGGUGGGGGUGGGGAGAAAUGUGCCUGGGCUCAAGCAACUGCUGAGAUUGCCCACAGUAACAUAUCUGUUAGACAUCAUGUCAGCAGGAGUGGCUUGGAGCUGUUGUGGUUAGGCAUUCUGUACAUGUUGGCCAACACAAUGAGCCCACCAGUGAUUCCUAAACCUAAUAGCAAAAUGCUGUGUCAUACCCAGAGGCUGACUGUAGUGCCCCAAGGUAUUUUGUGUAGCUACUCAAGAAAUAAGGCAUGAAUACCAGCUGAGAGUCAAAUAAACACAGCAGGGACUAAAUUAGGCAGUCCAAGGACUCCUCAUACUGUGAUAAGAAAUAAUCUGAUCCACCUGGGGACGUGAACCAUUUGAGUCCUCUCUGCUGGGCUUGACAUUUAUGGUGUCCAAGCAGAAACAUACACUGUCUGUGUAGCAACUCUGGGAGCACAUGACCUGAAUGAACAACGUGCACAUGAUUAGUAUUUAGAUUUGGAGCCAAAUCAAAACCACGAUGAAGUGUCACCUUUUCCCAGUUGGCAAGGCACUUAUACAGAAAUCAGCAAACAAUCAAUUCUGGCAAGGAUGUAGGGAAAGAUGUACCCUAAUCAACUGUUGGUGGGAAUGUAACUGGCGCAACCAUUGUGGAAGAUAGUAUGGAGAUGCCUCAGAAAUCUGAAUAUAGACCUACCAUAUGACCCAACAAACCCACUUCUGAGAAUUUACCUCAUAGAAAAGAAAUCAGCAUAUGAAAGAGUAAUCUGUAUUCCCAUGGUCAAUGAACUCAAGUCAUAAUAGUAAAGAUAUGGAAUCAACCUAGACAUCCAUCAACUGAUGAAUGUAUAAAGAAAUUCUGAUUAUAUAUAUAUAUAUAUGUAUGUAUGCAUGUGUAUACACACACACGCACACUAUGAAAUAAUGUUCGGUGGAUAUAAGAAAUGAAAUCCUGUCUUUUGCAACAAAAUGGGUGCAACUGGAAAUGUUUAUACUUAGUUAAAUAAGCCAGGUCCUAAAAGAAGAUACCAUACGUUUUUCCUGAUCUUUGGUUACUAAUUGAGUAUGUAAAAUGUGUGUAUUGGAGUGAAAUUGACAUUUUGAGACUUGAUGAUGAUCACUUACAGUCCUUGUCUCUACCAUUGAGGAACAGUGGUUUUUUUCUUCAUAUUACCUGUUGAAGUCUUUACUUAGAGUAGCAUUAAUCUUAAGAGUAAAGAAAAAUGGAAAUAUAUCUUUGUGAAAAUUCAGAGUGGGAAUAGGAGAGGGAGGAGAAAGAAGGCUGGAAGGAUGGGCAGAAUAGGGUCAGGUGGGAAGUAUCACUAUGUUCCUAAAUCUGUAUAUAUGAAAUACAUGAAAUUUGUAUAUCUUAAAUAAAAUGCUUAGAAAUUUGAGUCAUGAAGACAUAGAAAACCUAAACAGACCAGUGACCAAGGCAGAGACUGAACCAGUAAUCAAGACCCUCCUGACAAAGAAAAACCCAGGACUAAUGGCCUCACUGUUGAAUUCUAUCAGACUUUUAAAGAACUAACUCCAAUUCUUCUCAAGAUAUUUAAAACAAUAGAAAAGGAGGGCAUCCUUCCAAACUCUUUCUGUGAAGGCAGCAUCACUUACUUAUAAAACCAGAAAAUGCUACAAUGAAAGAGAACUAUAGAUCAAUAUCACUGAUGAACAUAGAUGCAAAAUAUUAGCUAAUAGAUUCCAGAAAUACAUCAGAAAGAUUGUUCACCUGGGCCAAGUGAGAUUUAUCCCUGGUAUCCAGAGAUGCUUCAAUAUUUGCAAAUAAAUAAAUGUGAUACAUCACAUUAACAAAUUGAGGAAUAAAAGCCAUUUCAUUAUUUCAGUAGAUGUAAAGAAAGCAUUUGAUAAAAUACAAUAUCCUUUUAUGAUAAAAACUUUAAGCAGUGUAUCUAGGCACAUUUAUUAAUACAAGGCAAUUUAUGACAAAUCCACAGCCAGCCUCUUAACGAAUGGGAAAAAUUGGAAGCUUUUCCAUUGAGUUCCAGAACUAAACAAGGAUGCCCACUCUCACCAUUGCUAUUCAAUAUAGUCCUAAGAAGUUUUAGCCAGAGCCAUUAGACAAGAAAAAGAAAUUACAGGGAUACAAAUGGGAAAGGAGAAAGUCAAAUUAUCCAUAUUCAUAAAUGUCAUGAUUCUAUAUCAGGUGAACCAAAAGACUACACUAAGAGACUAUUGGAACUCAUAAAAGUGUUUGGUAAAGAUGCAGGAUAUAAAAUUACACAGAAAAUUCAAUAUCUUUUAAAUACAAAGACAAUGCCAUGGCUCUAUGGUUUAGAAAAAAUUUAUAAGAUCAAUCCCAUUCACAGUAGUUACAAAAAGUAUUAAAUACCUUGGUAUAAAUUUAACCAAGGCCGGCACCGCGGCUCACUAGGCUAAUCCUCCGCCUUGCGGCAUCAGCACACCGGGUUCUAGUCCCGGUCGGGGCGCUGGAUUCUGUGCCGGUUGCCCUUCUUCCAGGCCAGUUCUCUGCUGUGGCCUGGGAGUGCAGUGGAGGAUGGCCCAAGUGAAAAAAAAAAAAGAAAAAUAAAGCAGGAGGGACCACAAUGCCAUAUUUCAAGACAUACUGCAAGGCAACUAUAAUCAAAGUAGUCUGGCAAUCACACAAGAACAGACAUGCACAUCAAUGGAACAGGAUGGAAACUCCAGAAAUCAAUCUACACAUCUACAGCCAACUUAAUUUUGGCAAAGCAGCUAAAAUCAAUCCCUGAAGAAAGGCCAGUCUCUUCAACAAAUAGUGCUGGGAAAACUGGGUCUCCAUAUGCAAAAUAUGAAACAAGACCCCUACCUCACACCUAAUACAAACAUCAACUCAAAAUUAAUCAAUUUCAAAAUCUAUCUCCUGAUACCAUAAAUUUACAAACAUUUGGAAAACUCUGCAAGACAUCAGCAUAUGCAAAUACUUCUUGAAAUAUCCACAGCAGCACAGGAAAUCAAAGCCCAAAUUGAUAAAUGGGAUUACAUCAAGCUGAGAAGCUUAUACACUGCAAAAGAAAUACAGCAAACUGAAGAGACAACUGACAGAAUGGAAGUAAAUAUUUUCAAACUAUGCAAUUGAUAAAGAGUUAAUAUCCAGUUUCUAUAAAGAGCUCAAGAAAUUCAACAACAAACAAUCCAGUUGAGAAAUGAGCAAAGAGCUUGAACAUGCAUUUUUCAAGAGAGGAAACUGAUAUGGAAUCAACCCCAAUGUCCUUUAACUGAUGACUUCAGGAAAAAAUUAUGGUAUACAUUAUGGAGUACUACUCAACUGCAAAAAAAUGAAAUUCAGUCUUUUACAAAAAAAAAUGGAUGGAACUGGAAAUCAUUUUUCUUAGUGAAAUAAACCAGUCUCCAAAACACAGAUAUUAUGUUUACCUGAUCUGAGGUAGGUAAAAAGUACCUAAAAGGUAAUGUAUUGGAGUGAAAUGCCAUUUUGAAAUUCGAUAGUUAUUUACAACCCUUUUCUCUUGUUUUCUUUGUACUUUGUAUAGGGUUAACCUUAUGUUCAUUAAGUAAACUAAAAAUAGAUCUUUGUAAAAAUUAAGAGUGGGAAUAGGAGAGGGAGGAGAAAGAAGGAUUUGAGCAUGAUAGGAGAGAUGGUAGGGUAUGGGAAACAUCAUUAUAUUCAUAAAUUUGUACAUAUGAAAUACUUGAAAUUUGUAUAACUUAAAUUAAAUAAAAAAGAAAGUUAGUUAGUUGGUAGAGUUUUUGAUGUGUUGUCAUAGCUUAUUUCCCCUCACCUCAUAAAGCAUGGUGAUCAUCCAAACACAAAAAAUUAACAAAUGAUAGUGAGGAUGUGGAAAAAAUGGUACUCUAGGACACUGUUUGUGGGAAUGUAAAUUAAUAAAAUAAUUAUGGAAGACAGUAUGGGAUUCCUCAGAAAUCUGAAAAUAGAUCUAACAUAUGACCCAAUCAUUCCACUCUUGGUAAUUUACCCAAAGGAAAUGAAAUCAAUAUAUGAAGCAGUUAUCUGUACACCCAUGCUUAUUGGAGCUCAAUUCACAAUAGCUCAGAUAAAAGCUCAACCCAGAUAUCCAUCAACUUAUGCCUGGACAAAGAUACUUUGCUAUUUGUACAGAAUGGAAUACUAUUCACCAUAAAAAGAAUGAAAUUCUGUGAUUCACAAUAAAAUGGAUUGAAUUGGAAACCAUUAUGCUUACCAAAAUAAGCCAGUCCAAAAAAGUCAAGUAGCAUAUAUUUUCCUUGAUUUGUGGUAAAUACUACACAGAGCACAAAGUGUAAUAUACUUGAUAGAGAUUGACAUUUUAAAAAUUUGAUUAUUGUUCAUAGUUCUUAUCUACACUCCUGAGUGGUUUUUUUACUUUCUUAUUGAAUUCUUUAUUUAAUGAAGGGUUAAGCUUGUGAUUAUAAAGUAAAUUGAAAGUAUUUCAUUGUAAAAAUUGGAAGAAAAAUAAGAAUUGGAGGAGGAGGUGGGAAGCUAGGAUGGGAAGUAUCAAGAUGUUCUUAAAAAUGUAUAUACAAGGGGCAGGCACUGUGGCAUAGUGGCUUUAUCCAUGCUGAAAUCCCAUAUGGGUACAGGUUCAAGUCCCAGGGCUGCUCUACUUCCAAUCCAGCUCUCUGCUAUGGCCUGGGAAAACAGUAGAAGAUGGUCUAAGUUCUUAUUCCCCUGCACCUGUGUAAGAGGCCUGAAAGAAGCUCCUGGCUAAGGAUUGGCCCAGAUCCUGCUGUUGCAACAAUCUGGGGAGUGAACCAGCGGAUGAAAGACCUCUCUGUGUCUGCCUCUGACUCUCUGUAACUCUGCCUUUCAAAUAAAUAAAAUAAACAAACCUUAAAAAAUGUUAAAUGAAAUACAUGAAAUUUGCUUUUUUAUAAACAAAUAGAUAAUAAAUAAUCUGAAGAUGUCAAUAUUAACAUUUAUAAUAUUCUGUCUAUAUAUUAAUUACUGCAAAACAGAAAAUCUGAUAUUUCCCUUUUUGGGUCUGGCGUAUUUUACUAAGGCUAGUGAUCUCCAGAUGCAUCCAUUUGGUUGCACACAUCAGAAUUUCACUCUUUUUUUAUGGCUCAUAUUUCAUCAUGAAUAUAUACCAUAUUUUUAUUUAGUUUUCAGUUGACAGAUAUAUAGGUUAUUUGUAUAUCUUAGAUACUGUGAAUUGAGCUUCUGUAAAUAUGCGAAUACAGGU